AUGACUGAAAAAGAGGAAGAUAUUGAUCAAUUCCAUACAAAUGUUUCAAUUGCAACUCUAGCCGCGCUGACGCGACUACUAAAAAUGAACACUCAAACUCCCUCCGAUCCCAUUGUCCGAACACUGGAUGCUGCGGGAACAAAAGAAAUGCAAGAGGCAUUCCUCCCAGGAGAGAGCCCACACGACGUCGCAUCAGUUAUCCAGGAAACUAUGGAUAUUUUUGACAAACGUAUGCGUCUCACGCACCCGCACUGCUUUUGCUAUGUACCGUCAUGUCCAUCACCGCUUGCCUGGGUGGGAGACCUGUUCACCUCGCUCUAUAAUGUGAACGCGGUCAGUUGGGACGUGAGUUCCGGACCUAGUGCAAUGGAACAGGCCAUGAUCAGGUGGCUAGCCCACCAAGUUGGUCUCCCUGCGUCUGCUACAGGAUGCUUCGUCUCCGGUGGUUCGAUGGCAAACCUAUCCGCCGUUGUGGCAGCUCGAGAUAAAUUGCUCCCCCCUUUACGGCGGCCUGAGGGAACCAUAUACGUAUCAGACCAGACGCAUAUAUCGAUAAAGAAAUGUCUUCACAUAAUUGGCUUCCACGAACAUCAAGUCCGCGUUAUCCCCACAGACCAGGCAUUCCGCAUGGAUAUAGCCAUCCUACAGCGAACGAUUGCAGCCGACCGUCAAUGUGGCCGGCUCCCUUUUCUCCUCGUGGCUAGCUGUGGAACCACUAACACGGGAAGCAUUGAUCCCCUCCAUGCUUUAGCCGACGUGGCCAAAGAAGAGGGGCUGUGGCUGCACGUGGAUGGUGCCUACGGUGCAUCAAUUGCCCUCUCCGACAAGCACUGCCAUCUCGUCAAUGGAAUUGGUCGCGCAGACAGUAUAUCAUGGGACGGGCAUAAAUGGCUAUUCCAGACAUACGGCUGUGGCAUUGUCCUCACUCGUGAUAGCACAUCUCUCGCCAAGAGUUUUGCCGUGGAUGCGGAAUAUAUCAACUCAACGACACCGCACGGGGCUGUGAAUUUCUAUAACUUUGGCCCUGAGCUCAGCCGCCCAGCACGAGCUAUACCGCUUUGGUUUACGCUGAGAGUGCUAGGUCGUCGAAAGAUGGGAGAGAUGAUUGACCACGCCUUCCUUCUCGCUCGCACUGCCGAGGACGAAAUUCGACGAUAUGCGCAUUGGUUGAUCCUGGCGCCAGUAACAGCGAGUAUAGUCGUCUUCCGAUACGCCCCACCGGAUUUAAAGGACAAUGAGCUAGAUGAACUGAACUUAGCCAUCUCGACUCGACUUUUGACGGAAAAUGUUGCUUCCAUCUUCACAACAAACAUUCGUGGCAGGGUGGCCCUCCGUUUCUGUGCGAUGAACCCUUCCACCCAAACAGAUAUGAUCAUGAAGGUAGUGCAACAAAUGGACCAAGUGGCCAGCACAAUUUCUACUCCCAAAUCUGGAUUGUGCAAGGACUGCAAGGACUAG
This is a messenger RNA of Penicillium griseofulvum, 1458 nucleotides long. RefSeq names its product pyridoxal phosphate-dependent decarboxylase family protein. Gene Ontology annotation, biological process: amino acid metabolic process. Bases 1 to 1458 code for a protein of 485 amino acids. The transcript has a single exon. NCBI's taxonomy places the organism in Eukaryota, Fungi, Ascomycota, Eurotiomycetes, Eurotiales, Aspergillaceae. Gene Ontology annotation, molecular function: carboxy-lyase activity; pyridoxal phosphate binding. The record is from RefSeq and is a predicted model, not a curated record.